AGUCCUGCGAGUUAGUGAAUAGUUAGAGCCCAUCCUCCCACUGACCUGCUUCAACUGGAGUUCUCAGUGCAGUGUGCAGUGCACGAACUGCCUGACAGAAAUGACUCUAGCCUGGAGAUACUUACUGAGGGGCUUGCACACGGAGACCUUCUCUCUCAGGACCCCCAGGACACAUGCCUUCCUGAACUCAGGUGCUUUCUGGACUCCUGCAUUCAAGCGCAGUCUUCAUACAAAACCUGACAUGCCACCAUGUGACUUCUCACCCCAGAAAUACCAGUCCCUGUCCUACACUCGUGUCCUGGAGAUCCAUAAGCAGCAUCUAUCUCCUGUGGCAACGAUGUAUUUCCAGAAGCCCUUGCUGCUUCACCAAGGCCACAUGGAGUGGCUCUUUGACUCAGAAGGAAACAGAUACCUGGAUUUCUUCUCUGGGAUUGUCACUAUCAGUGUUGGUCACUGCCACCCGAAGGUAAAGGCAGUGGCACAAAAGCAGCUGGGCUGCCUGUGGCACACCAGUUCCGUCUUCCUCCACCCUCCCAUGCAUGAAUACGCAGAGAAGCUCUCAGCACUUCUCCCGGAGCCUCUGAAGGUCAUUUUUUUGGUGAACAGUGGCUCAGAAGCCAAUGACUUGGCCAUGCUGAUGGCCAGAGCAUACACAAAUAGUUCAGACAUCAUCUCUUUCAGAGGAGCCUACCAUGGCUGCAGUCCUUACACGCUGGGCUUGACAAAUGUCGGACUCUACAAGACGGAACUCCACAGUGGCAUGAGUUGCCAGUCAACAAUGUGCCCAGAUGUUUUCCGGGGCCCUUGGGGCGGAAGCCACUGUCGAGAUUCUCCUGUGCAAACAAUUAGGAAAUGCAGCUGUGUACCAGGUCCGAAUGGGCAGGGAGGAAGGGAGAGAGUGGAAGACUUUUGUCAAGCUAAGGAGCUGUAUAUUGAACAGUUCAGAGACACGUUGAACACAUCUGUACCCAAGUCAAUUGCUGGAUUUUUUGCAGAACCAAUUCAAGGGGUGAAUGGUGUCAUCCAGUACCCAAAGGGCUUUCUAAAAGAAGCCUUUGAGCUGGUGAGAGAGAAGGGAGGUGUGUGCAUUGCAGAUGAAGUGCAGACAGGAUUCGGAAGGCUGGGCUCUCACUUCUGGGGUUUCCAAAGCCACGCCGUGCUGCCUGACAUCGUCACGAUGGCCAAAGGGAUUGGGAACGGCUUUCCCAUGGCAGCAGUGGUGACUACUCCAGAGAUUGCCAAAUCUUUGGCUAAACGACUGUAUCACUUCAACACCUUUGGAGGGAACCCCUUGGCCUGCGCCAUUGGAUCUGCUGUGCUUGAGGUGAUCAAAGAAGAAAAUCUGCAAGAAAACAGUCAGGAAGUUGGCACCUACAUGUUACUGAAGCUCGCUGAGCUGAGGGAUGAGUUUGACAUCCUGGGAGAUGUGCGGGGGAAAGGCCUCAUGAUCGGGUUGGAGAUGGUGCAGGACAAGAUGAGCCGGCAGCCUCUUCCUCAGGAUGAAGUUAGUCAGAUCCAUGAGGACUGCAAAGACAUGGGGCUUCUGCUGGGCAGAAGUGGCAUCUUUUCUCAGAGUUUCCGCAUUGUGCCCCCAAUGUGCGUCACUAAGCCAGAAGUGGAUUUUGCAGUGGAGGUAUUUCGUUGUGCCUUAACCCAACACAUGGAGAGAAGAGCCAAGAAAAAAAUAUAAAUAAGAAACCCUAAGCCACAAAGAAGUUCUCACUUACACGCAAGAGAAAUCUGAGGAAUUCCAAAACCACUGGUCCAAAGAGAAAUUGUAAAGCUGUCUGUAGUCAUUGUAAGACCUGGUUUCGCUGUUUCUGGGCCAUAUUUGUUAAGAGGUCUUUGUGAUCUCAGAGAUGCCGUCCUUCUGGGAAACUGUCUCCAUCCCUAUCUCCCAACAGAAGUCCUAACUCCUCUAUAUUAGUCUACCAUAAUGUGAUUCCCUUUGAAUUAACUGGCUUCUGCAUGAAUAUGUAGUAUAUAUUUGGACCACAAGCCUUAAAAACAUCUUUUGUUGGAGGCACUU
Perognathus longimembris pacificus (Pacific pocket mouse) is the source of this 2029-nucleotide messenger RNA. RefSeq names its product alanine--glyoxylate aminotransferase 2 (gene Agxt2). The transcript is spliced from 14 exons. Gene Ontology annotation, biological process: glyoxylate catabolic process. Gene Ontology annotation, cellular component: mitochondrion. The record is from RefSeq and is a predicted model, not a curated record. Lineage: Eukaryota; Metazoa; Chordata; Mammalia; Rodentia; Heteromyidae. Gene Ontology annotation, molecular function: pyridoxal phosphate binding; L-alanine:glyoxylate transaminase activity. Bases 101 to 1690 code for a protein of 529 amino acids.